AUGAGAAUACUCUAUUGGAAUGCACGCGGUAUCGGCAACGAUGACUCUCAGCGUGCCCUUGCUAAUAUGGUACGCUCACAGAAAGCCCUCAUUGUUUGUAUUUCAGAGCCCUUUGUUAACUUUGCAUCUAUUCCUUUCUCUUUUUGGAGGUCCUUGGGCCUUAAACUUGUAACUACUAAUAACCGGGGAUGCCAAGCCCCCAACAUGUGGUUCUUGUGUCAGGAAGCUUUGAGCACACGGGUUAUUUUGAGCUCAGAGCAACAGACUACUGUCUCCUGUUCCUAUGAAGGAGUUCCCUGUAUCAUUACGUCAGUUUAUGCCAAAACCUCAGUUGGGGGACGACGUCAGUUAUGGCAGGAGCUAAACUACAUUCACGCUUUGCAUGGCCAGUGCCCAUGGGUUGUCCUUGGUGAUUUCAACUGUGUUUUGGGUGCCCAUGAAAAACGUGGGGGUCGUCCUCCAAAUGCAGUUUCCUGCCUUGAGUUUAGUCAGACGUGCAAUUCAUGUGGCCUUAUUGACAUUCCUACACAGGGCCUGCGCUACACCUGGUCUAAUAAAUUUACGGAAGUAAGGUUAGAUCGUGCAAUUGGCAACCUCCAGUGGAUGAAUGCAUGGAACCUGAUGGACUGUUGUACUCUCACAAAAGCCACUUCUGACCAUUGUCCCAUCUUGGUAUCUUGUUCAAAGUUGGGUUCUGUUCUGCGUCCUUCCUUCAAGUUCCAGACUAUGUGGCUGCAAAAACCAAAUUUUUUAGAGCUUAUUCGGACUUUCUGGGACUCUCUACAAUUCUUUGGCUGUCCACAGUUUAUUCUGGCCUCCAAGUUGCGCUCUCUGAAAUCCAUGUUAAAAUCAUGGAGCAAGGAUAAUGUGGGGGACGUGCAUGUUCAGGUGAAUAACUCCCGAGCCGCUCUGGAUGCAAUUCAAUCUGAAAUUUCAAUACAUGGUCAAAACGCUGAGAGGACUGCGCUAGAAACGGCAGCCCAAACCAAGUACCUUUUGGACUUGUCCCUCCAAGCAACGUUGCUUCGGGACAAAUCUAGAAUCCGUUGGUUAAAGGAUGGUGACAGGAACACCUCUUUUCUUCAUAAUAUGAUAAAGCUUCGCCGCCUUCAUAAUUCUAUAUCCUCCCUCGUAGUCGAAGAUGUAACGCUCACAAAUCAACCGGCCAUUGCUGCCCAUAUAGAACAACAUUUCCAAGAGGCCUUCACCUGUGAUCCACGCAUUAUGAAUACGGGCUUGGUUGAGAGAACCAUCCCUUCCUUAGUCACUGAUGAGGAAAACGCUUCCCUUCUUGCUAUGCCAUCUCCUGAGGAAGUCUUUGCAGCUGUCAAGUGCAUGGAUGGGAAGAGCGCUCCCGGUCCAGAUGGCUUCGGUGGGGACUUCUUCACUUUUUCUUGGCCAGUAGUCGCAAAUGAUGUUGUUAGGGCAACUCAAAGUUUCUUCCACAAUGGCUUCGUUCUCCCUCAUUUUAAUUCGAAUACCCUUAUCCUUAUCCCAAAGGUAGACGCCUCAGAGAGCAUCUCUGACUUCCGCCCUAUUGCUCUUGCUAAUUUUGUUUUUAAAAUCAUCACAAGGAUUGUUGCAGAUAGACUUGGUCCCAUAGCUUCGCGGAUCAUCUCCCCCAACCAGAGCGCAUUUAUCAAGGGGCGCUCCAUCAUUGACCCCAUUGUUCUUACCUCUGAAUGUAUUAACCUGCUGGAUCAUAAAUGCAAAUAUGGAAAUAUGGCUAUUAAGUUUGAUGUUCGCAAAGCUUUUGACACCCUGGAUUGGAACUUCCUACUACGUGUCUUAAAAGCUUUCGGAUUCAAUGCGAACUUCGUGAGUUAUAUCCAUGCCAUCCUGAAAUCAGCUUAUCUAUCUGUUAAUGUCAAUGGGCAGGCUCAUGGCUACUUCACAUGCUCCAGAGGAGUCAGACAAGGUGACCCUUUAUCGCCUCUUCUCUUCUGCCUUGCUGAGGAGGUGCUUAGCCGACGGCUUUCCUCUCUUAUCUCCACAAAUAAGAUUAAAAGUCUUGCAGCGCCGUUAGGCAUCUCCCCGCCUUCCCACGUGCUCUUUGCAGAUGACAUUAUGGUGUUCGUGCAAGGUAAACCUUCUCAUCUGCGGAACCUGCUUUCUUUUAUGGAUGAGUAUGCUUUGAAUUCUGGCCAGGUUAUAAAUAAAACGAAGUCUCAUUUGUUCCUUGGGAAACAUGCUUUGUUGUGGCAUCAUAGCACUAGCCGGAUUUUGGGGAUCCAUGUGGACAAACUUCCCUUCACAUAUCUGGGAGUCCCAAUUUUCACUGGCCAUCCGAAACCUGAGCACCUUGUUUCAAUUGCGGACAAAGUGCGCUGUAAGCUAAGCUCUUGGAAAGGUAGGCAAUUAUCUCAAGCAGGUAGAGUACAGCUCAUUUCCUCAGUGAUCCAUGGCAUUUUGAUAUACAGUUUUCAAGUUUAUGAAUGGCCCAAGGCCCUGCUAAAGAAAGUUCAAAGAUGGAUCAGGAACUUCUUUUGGAACGGGGACCCUCUCAAGGAUGGCUCCGCCCUUAUCGCCUGGAACACAGUCUGUACCCCAAAAGAGCAGGGGGGAUUAGGACUAAAAAACAUCUUCACUUUGAACAGAGCCUUGCUUCUCAAAAGAUGUUGGGACGUUGCCUCUCGAGCGUCCACCUCUGCCAACUUUUUGCAUGAUCGGUUUGUAAAAAUUGGUCUGCAACCAUACUCCUAUUAUAAAAAAUCCUCGGUUUGGCUGGGUCUCAAGAAGCUCUGGCCACGGUUGCUGGAAGGGGUUCAGUGGCUUGUUGGUAAUGGAAAAUCCAUUAGAUUCUGGCGUGACAAUUGGUUGGGGGAAACCCUCGCUACUUCCCUCAACUAUGUUCACGAGGUUCAAAAGUUAUUGAAUGACAAAGUGUCUUGCUUCAUUGCGAAUGGCCGGUGGAACUUACCAGCAAGCUUCUAUCGCACGUUGCCUGCUCUUGCCCAGUCCAUCCGCUCAAUUGAUCUCCCAGAGGAGCCCUCCCCUGAUCAGGUUAUUUGGUCUGAAACGGCGUCUGGAUCAUUGACAUCCAGCGAUGCUUACAACGCCUUAGAUCCUUCUAUGCUUGGCCCUUCAUGGUGCAAGCACAUUUGGCAUGCUGCAAUACAACCUAGAAAGAGUGUCACCACUUGGAAAGUCUUGCAUGGAAAAAUUCAUACAGAUGAUUUUCUUCAAAAACGGGGUACAAGCCUGUGUUCUAGAUGCCUCAUUUGUGGGACAAAUUCUGAAUCACAUAUGCAUCUUUUUCAGACUUGUGAGAUCACCAGUUCAUUAUGGCAUUGGCUCCACCACCUCUUCAGAUUGCGAUUCCCCCCAGGUGCGUCGCUCCAUGAUUUUUUCCUUUAUAAUUUGCUGUCCCCCCUCGACUAUUCCUCCAAGUUACUGUGGUACAUAGCUGUCUGCAACCUCCUUUGGUGCAUCUGGCAAGAAAGGAACGCAAGAAAGUUUGAUGGGGGAGCUUUUUGUCUAUCAAGAUUUAAGCAGUUUUUCACCCUAUCACUAAGGGAAUCCGCAGGGUUAAUAUUUGCCUCAUCCUCCCUGGCAUCCUCUGUAACCCCCAUUUUCGGCCUAUUGGGCAUCUCCCCCCUCCGCCCCAUGGCACCUCGCUAUAUUCCAGUCACAUGGACUCCCCCGCCAGAGAAUUGGUUCAAAGCAAAUUCAGAUGGCUCUUUUCGUGAUCCCAACCAUGCUGGCUUUGGUGGCAUUUUUAGAAACAGUGAGGCAGCUUUCUUAGGCGCCUUCUCUUGUAAAGCAUUUGUGCCAUGGGCAAUUGACACUGAGUUAUUAGCAGUAAUGGCGGUUGUUAAAGUGGCAAGUGAUCGUAACUGGUUUCCUCUAUGGUUAGAGACCGAUUCAAUGUUGGUUAUGCACUACUUUAACAAUCCAUCCAGGGUGCCUUGGCGUCUUCGUACUAGAUGGAAAAACUGUGUUGCUUCGAUUCGCCAAUUGCAAAUGCACAUCUCCCAUAUCUAUAGAGAAGGGAACCGUGUGGCCGACAAGCUGGCUAAUUUUGGAGCCAUGAAUGACAGUCCAACUUGGUGGGAUUCAAUUCCGCCUUUCCUGAUUAGCGCUUUUGGUCAUGACUAUUCAGGCCAGACGGACUACCGGUUUCGUUAA
This is a messenger RNA of Rosa chinensis, 4128 nucleotides long. RefSeq names its product LINE-1 retrotransposable element ORF2 protein. Gene Ontology annotation, molecular function: RNA-DNA hybrid ribonuclease activity; nucleic acid binding. The coding region runs from base 1 to 4128 and encodes 1375 amino acids. The record is from RefSeq and is a predicted model, not a curated record. Lineage: Eukaryota; Viridiplantae; Streptophyta; Magnoliopsida; Rosales; Rosaceae. The transcript has a single exon.